Messenger RNA from Symbiodinium necroappetens, 2199 nucleotides. The record is from the annotation of a GenBank genome assembly. Lineage: Eukaryota; Dinophyceae; Suessiales; Symbiodiniaceae.
AUGGUUUCAUUUGUCGUUCGUUUAGUUGUAUUCAUAUUUUCAUCAACUAAAACGAGGCAUGUAUUGGGUUACUGGACUUCACGCUGUGCCAGGCAGCUGUGGGAUCUUACUGCAGAGGAGCAUCAGGUGCUCCGAGAUGCUGGCCGCGUCCAGAAGCAGGCGCAGCUGGGCAAUCGAGGAUGGGGUCUGGUGCGGAUCAAUGUCCGAGCUCCAGAUCACGUGGUGUUACGUUGCUUAAGCAACUUCCGGCAGUACCCUGACAUGAUGUCCGCCAUCCGUGCGGCAGAAGUGAAUUCCACGUCGCCAGCAGCAGAUGCUGCAAUGGUCGCCAAGUGCACCUACAGAAUAACGAGAUUCUGGUUCGAGAUUCCUGCGGUGCACCACGUGGACCAGCGGCGCGGUCGCGUAAGCUUCGACAUAGAUCCAGACGCGACAGGCCUUGUGCUUCGAGAGGCCUCCGGUUUCUGGCAAGUCGUGCCAUGCCGGCAGAACCCGGGAGAGUGCCGCGUGGUUUUCCGUGUCUACGCGCAUGCUUCCAAGUUGAUGCCAGAGUGGCUUGUAGAGUAUGGAGCCCGGAAGUGUCUCAAACGUGCCACAAGCUGGCUGAAGCCGUUUGCGGAAAAGCGGCCUGGCUACACGUUGGCCGAAACGACAGGGCGCUGCCUUGCCGGUCUGUUUGUUGCUCAGGGUGCCCGUGUGAAGCAGCAUCUCUCCCAGCGUAUGAUUGUCAUUCUGAUGCAACGCAGGAAGGCGGUUUUUGCAAAGGUCAUGAAGUGGAUGUUUUUAAUGCGUUUUCUCCUCGGCUGCACAGCCCAGGCUUUGGCAGGAGUCAAGACAGACGGUGCCCGCUGCGGCCUGAUGUCCCGGCAAGAAAGCCAGUCGCGCUGUUUCAUGAGAACAAAGGGCAAGGUCGGCAACGCUUUUGUGACUUUGGGCCACGAGCCCAUCGAGCAGCCUGCGCAAGACAAGAGGGACGCAGGCAAUCGGAAGCAGGUCGCGGACGUUCCCAUUCACCUCGUCAAGAGCAGCAAUGAGACGGUGAACGAGCAGGUCUUUGCACAGAUCGUCAACAAGUUGAUGGAGAAGGUUAUGGAGGAGAACCCGGCUUCGUUGCAGACAGCUCUCCACUCGAAGUUCGGAGCUAUUGGCUACCGCGGCCGAGCGCUGGAGCACUAUAGUGCAGUCCAGGACCCGACUGGGGAGAAGGCCCACAGUCACAAGCUCUUCAGCUUUAAGGCACCUGCGCUGAUCGACUUUCAGUUCGCCGGAGUCCUUGAGGGCAAUAACUUGUACCUUGAGUCCUCGCUAGGAUUCGGGCCGUACCAGAGCGGAGUGAGGAGGAUCCCUUUGGCCAACAUCGCCCACCAGUUCUCCCUGGUUCUCGCGGCCAUGCACGGCUUCGUGUCGGCCGAGAGUCGCCUGAAGGCCAUCAAAGCGCUGAACAACUUCCGAGAAAACGAUGUCCGAGAAGUGGACCGCCUUGAGCUGCACUUGACGCCGGGUUCCCAUAUCGCCCUGUACAACUUUCAUUCCAAAAAAGGGUAUGAUGGCCUGCCGUUGGUCCUACAAGCGCUCUUUGUGGCCGUUGGCACCGGGACGAGAUCGCGCUGCACAAGAAGUGCCCGCAGUCGCUUCCUCGGACUCUGGGACACCUCCGUUUGGGGUCAGCCCGCUGCAGCCAACCAGCUGGGAAGUGAUUGGAACGCGGAGAGUUUCACUCUGGUCCAAGCAGGAACUAGCAAGAUCGCUCUGCACAACAAGGCUGCCAACCGCUUUCUGAAGAUGUCGGAGCAAACCAGAGCCCAGCCCAGCCCAUGCCCCACCCCCUUCCGGAUGGCUGGAGCAUCGAGCGCUUUGACGUCCUGCACUUGCUUCCUUACUUGGUCCCAUGCUCUGUCGUGGCAUGUGGGGACUGGGGGGCAUGGUCCUGACCUGUCCCAGGGGUCAACCUACGAGCAGUUCACCGUGGCAGAUGCUGGCAACGGGCAGGUGGCACUCCACAGCGUAGCCCAACACCGCUUCAUUAUGAUGGCCGACGAGGGCAAUGUCAAAGGCGGCAGCAAUCCUGAUGCCAGCGACCUCAAACAGUCCCGCAUCUCGGAGAAGUUCGCGUGGUUCGUGUGGAUUCCGCGUAUCUUUGUUUUCCACAACUUGGGAGCAGCCCCAGAGCCGCGCAGGCGCGAACGAUGUGCCUUAUGA